AUGGCGGAGGCUUCGUCGGCUGGGGCGGCAGCGCCUCCGGAGGAGGAUGAACCGGAAUACGAGAGUGAUCCCGACGAGGCGCUGCUCCCGUCGGCAAUGCGUAGGAGGGAGGCCAGCGACGACGAGGAAGAAGUGGAGGGAUCGGACGGAGAAGGGAAGAUGACAAGGGCGGCGAGGAGGAUCGGCGGGAUCGGAUCAGAGGAGGAUUUCGACGGGCAGGGCGCGGCACCGGGGUACGAGGACGAGGAUUCCGAGCGGGAGGACUACGUGGAAGAGGUCGCGGAAGACGACGAGGAACUAGCAGAGGAGGAGGAGACGGGGGCUGCGGUGUACGGCCGUGCUGAUGAUGGCAACCACGUCGGCAGCGCGGGCCGUGCAGAAAUCCCGGCGGAGGGCCUGGAAUUUGCUGGAGAGGGCAACGGGUUUGAUGGAGAGAAUCAGGAUUAUCACGAGAAAAGCCAAGGGGAAGGAGAAGAGAAGAAGGAGAACGAGCCCUUUGCUGUGCCAACUGCGGGAGCCUUCUACAUGCACGAUGAUCGUUUCAGAGAAAAUGGUGGCGGAAGACACGGGUAACACGUCUUUUCUUGAGGAUAAUUUAUAUUUACUUUCGUCGCAUGAUUUAUUGUGUUUUCCCACGAGUCUUUCUCAUGAUCACGUUUGACGGUCUCUAAUCUCAGUUUUAAGGUCGGAGUGAGUAUCUCUUUGAAUGUGAAGGCUCUUGUCGAUUAGAUGACCUCCUUCGAUGGGUUAUAAAAGCCAGAGCAUAGUGACGCCUUUUAGGAAAAUCUGCAUUCCAACAAACUUUUAGUGCAACGACCAUACUCGCAUGAAUCAUUUUCUCUCUAAUUAAAAAAGAUUAUAGCUUGAUAUUUUUUUGAAUAUGGGAACUCGGGAUCGUAACCAAAAAAUCUGAGUUCCUUUUCUUGGUUGGGUAGAUAAGCUUUAGUUUGUCUCAAUCAUUAUAUUUUUUUUAUUCAUUAAUAAUUGGAACUGUGAUGCUAUCUCAAUUAUAAAAGUAAGUUUCACAUUUUUUUCACCUUCAUAAUUGGUAGUGUAUCAUUGUGAAAGUAGCCAGUUUGUUUAUGUUGUUCUCGAUUUAUUCAUGAAUCCAUCCUGUUUAAUUCUUUUGUGAUAUCUGAAAUUAUUCACGCAUCUGAUUUUGGCCUCUGUGUGCACAGUCGCAUGAAAGGUGGGCGAAAAUUGUGGGAAUCGAAAGAUGAGCGACAGUGGGUUCAUGACAGAUUUGAAGAAAUGAGUAUACAGGAUUCACGCCACAAGGUGAUUUUAGUGCACUAGCAUUUGCAUUAGAUUUUCCCUUUUUUUUUACAGUAAGCUAUACUUUCUCUAAACACAUUUUUUCAAGCACAUUUAUGGCAUUAUCAUUUUGGUUCACGGUGCGUAUUUCAGCACUGGUAUUGUGAUAGAACUAAAUCAAAACACUAGAAAUUCAUUUAAGCUAUCAGUAAAUUUGAGUACCAUCAUUCGUGCUCAGAAAUUGAGCGGAAGUUUCCAAAUUCUCUGUUGAUCUUUUCUUGUUACAAAUAAAAGAAUUCAGACUUAUUUUUUAGACUCUAUUGUAAGUUGAUUUCUUUUUUUUUUCCCCUUUUAGGAAAGAAAUUCUAGAGGGCGUUUUCGGGGUCGUGGUGGAAGUCGAAGUACUGAUCGAGAUCGGGGAUAUAUAAGAGGAAAUAAGCCUCAAUCAUAUGAUGAGAGGCCUCGUGCGUAUGAUGGUCGAUCUAGAGCUUACAGGGAUGACAGAUCAAGAGCCUAUGAUGAGGGUGGUCAUCAGAACCAUGCACCAAAAUCUGUGAGAGGCAGAGGGAGCAGACGCUAUGAACCUCUGCCUAAGAGUAACAGUGAUCAGCUGACAACUCAGAAUAAGCAGUGAGUGUAAUUUGAGCUUUCUCUGCUAUUCCUUUUUACUGCAUAACUUUGUUUACUUAUAAGAUAUAUUUUUUUGCAUCUUUGACCAUAUUCUCUGGCUUCUGUUGUGUAGGAGUGGAAAAUCUCAUGAUGGAGCAUCAAAUAAUAACGUGGCAAAGAAAAAUUCUAGUUCGUCCGGCAUUCAUGUUGAACAAGCUCAUCAACAGAAACACAUUUUUAAUUCUAGCUUGAAUUCUGCAUCACCUCCUUUUUACCCUUCUGGAUCUUCUUCUGGCCAAGACAUUUCUGCUAGUGCAAAGAGGGAUCCACAAUCUGCAAGUGGUAAUCAGAAUGCUUCUUCUUCUUAUGGAGAGGAUAAUUUUUCACCCUCGCACAGUGGUCCAACAUUUAGAGGGAAAACUGUUGUCGAUCCUCUUGUUCAGGAUAGAUAUGUUGUUGAUGAUGCUGCCCGACCUGUUAUUGGGAAGAACGUGCGUAAUUUACAGCUGCCAGCUUCAUCUUCUCCAGCCAUCAGCGCAACACAGAUGCCACAACGUGGUCAGGGAAGGGUUUUGACUGCAGUAGGGAGGGGCUCUGUGCAGAUGCAGCUUCCUUCUGUUCAACGGGCUGCUCAAGCUCCAGCUCAGUCUUUACAUCGAGCAUCUAAUCAGCUGUCAGGUCAGCAUUCUGGUGGUGGAUCUCAAGUUUCAUCUCCAUCUGAAGUUGGGGAAUCAGAUUCACCACGUGGAUCAGUGAAGUCGAUGUCAACUGUGUCUGGCAAAUCAAAAGCCAUCACCCAAGGAGGUGGCAGAGGGUCUUUUCUGUACGGUGGAGCUCAAGUUAUGGGAGCCAAUGGGGCCAUGGGUCUCGCUCAUGGUGAUCAAAAUUUUCCGGGCACUCCGGCUUUGCUGCCAGGUUCGACUUUUUUAUUAUUUUCUUAGAAUCUAUUCGCAGAUUUAUUAUCUUUUAUUUUUCCUCUGAUAAUUGCCUUCUUUGCCAAUCAAUCUUAUUGCAGAUUUAACGGUUUUUCCCCCGGUCGCAAAUCUUUUAGCCUAAUGCUCUUGUAUGCUUGUGAUAUGUAUAAUGUCUCUCAUUACUAAAGGAAGAUGCCAAUAUUCUCAAAAUGGGAACCAGGUUCCUGAAAGUUACAGAUCCACAAAACACACACCACAUUACUAUAUGAACGCAAGAUAACAAGUUAUGCUAGCGUAUCCCGGAUACAACCUAGUUGUUAACAAUGCUCCUUCUGAAAGAGAAUUUAUGGUGUAAUUCUAAGUGACUAUUUAUGUGGAGAUCCACAUAAGUGAACUUUAGUGGGCUAAUAAUCGCAUAUCUACCGUAGGAAUUAACGGGGAGACAAAUCCUGGAAAAUCUAGGAGUAACUACCCUAUUAGGAAGUUUACAAUACAGCCUUCUUUUGAAAUCUUAGUGUGAUAACUGAAGAUGUGCAAACUGUUAUUGCCCUUACGAUUUUUACUAUCGUACCAAGAUUAGCAACAUCUUGGAGUACCUGUUAUUGCUCUAUGACUAUCGUUAUAGAGUUGAAGGGUAGGUUGUAUAAAAGUUUGCAGAUCAUCUAUCCUGUAUGGGACAGUGUUAUAUUUCUAAAAAAAUUAUACUGAUAGACUGUGAGUUGCUGAAACGAAAAUGAGAGCCUUCAACAUGAAAACAUUUAAAAUGCCAUGAUUGUAUGAGAAAAUGUGAAGAGAUGAUAUAUAAAAUUUCAUUUUAGACAAGUGAAAUGGAUAUCUAUAUAUUUUGAAGUGAAAUUUAUGUCAUUGUGGCGGUUUUGGGCAAGUACACAAAAGAUCAAUAUCGGCACUUUUUAAUAUAUUUGGUAACCAUUUUUACAAUCUUAUUUUGAAAGAAUGCAAAAAUAACAUGGAAACGUGUUGAAUGUUAACCGUAUUGUCAAGUGUAUGCAUGAAAUAUUUUUCAUUCAAUUUAGUGGACUGCAGGCAUUAGGGUACCGUUCUUACAUGUUGCUUCUGUUUGUUUUAAAUGUGGUGCACUGCUAAGGAAUGAUGCGACGAAUUCACCAUUAUUUCAAAUCGUGGUGAAACGUUCAAUGAGGAAAAGCGCACUAAUCCCAAUUUCUUCUUGACAAAAUACUUCAGUUUUAAUGAUGAAUGGUGACAAUCUCUUUCUAGAACUUUUUUGCUGAUGAAAGAACUGAGACAUGGCUGAAAGAAACCAACUCAUCUGUCAUUCCCGCAGAAGUCCCCAUUUAAAUAUCUGUCCACUUAUGGGGCCUUCCUCUUGAAUAAAUUUGAAAGUAAAUAUCUUUCUAAAGGUAUACUCUCAAGGACCGUCUAAAUGGCAUCUCUGUAUUCUGCACCUUGUUGAUGGAGGCUAUAUUCAGCUCAACCUUCAUUUAACUCAAAGGAAACUAUCCUUUAAUACUUGUUAAGAAUCCACUGGACUCUCUCUCUCUCUCUCUCUCUCUUAGAUGGUAGUGAUCGCCAUGGUAGGCUCCUUAUUGGCCAACGAUCAGUAGUUUGUGGCCACUGUUUAGUUGGUUGGAAAGCUACAUAACUUGAAUUUAGCAUUUUUCUCUAUGAACCGACUUUAACGCCACCAUGUGACUUAUUGCUUAUUCUGUAUCACUGCUCAGAAAACCAAUGCCUGAUAUAAAUUUAGCUUAUUCGUGCCGUGAUCUGAAAACUGUAAGUAUUUCCUUGGAUUCUAAGAAUUUGACAUGUCAUCCUCUUGAAUUUUCUAACUACGACUGGAUUGUGUGUGAAAAUGCAGUGAUGCAAUUCGGAGGUCAACAUCCAGGUGUUCCUACUGUCGGCAUGGCACUACCAGGAUACGUUGCCCAGCCACAACUUGGUUUUGGAAACUCUGAAAUGACUUGGUAUGCUUGUUUGUUUUGCAUAUUCACUGUACACCCCAUGUUUUCCCAUGACAUGCUUCUUAGUCAACCCUUGAAACAGUUCUCUCUCUCUCUCUCUCUCUCUCUCUCUCUCUCUCUCUCUUCCUCGCAAAAAAAGAAGAAAAGAAAUAAAAGGAAAAAAAUGAUACCAACCCGUUUGUUUUUGAAUUUACGCUGAUUCCCAUACCAAUCAGCUAGAAAUGCGUGUAACUGGGUAUUAUUUUCUCUUCUUUAAAUCUCUUGAAAGGAAACUAUAUACUGAUCAUUAAACUCUCACGAAUCUCAGGGUGCCUGUUUUGGCUGGUGCUGCUGGGGGACUAGGAGGAUCCUAUGCACCCUAUUUUGCCCUCGAUGGAGGCUACUACGCCUGUCCGCCGGGACAGACAUCUUCUGCGGUUUCAUCCAGGUUCCCGUUCAAUGCCUCCUUUUUGAGGAUCAGUCUCCUCCUUUCGUCCAGUGCCUGAUUUCAUUCCUUCCGUUGACCUUUUGCAUCAGAGAGACAAGUGCACCCAAGACUGCUGCUAAUAACUGGAAGAAUCCUCAGAGACCCGGUACGCCACUUCAUGCUAUUUGUUUUUUUUUUCCCUUCCCCAAGCUCGGUUCUUCUACCACAAAGCUGCCGAAUCUUAGAACACCAUCACAGGUGUGGGUGACUUUGAAAACCGGGUAUAAGGCUUGUAGCCGUGCCCGAUCUCUGAGGCACGGGCCCGGAAAAAGUGGGGCCCGUUGACUCCUCUAUCUGGUUUGACCCGGUUUCUCGCAAUCCGCUGCCCGGAAGAAGUGGUAUAAAUAUUAUCAUUUUAUGGUUUUUACAUGAAUCAAAGUCAGCGCAGGCAUUGAACAUUAGUAACUAUUUAACUGCAUCUUUCCAUCCCUCAUGCUCUGUAACUUAUGUUAGCAAAAAUCUCCCAAAAUCAUAUUGCCCGGGAUCAGUGGCUUUGACUUUCGGUAAUAUGUUUCCUAAUUUGUCGAUUUCCUCCUGGCUUCUUGCAGAAAUUGUGAAUGAUGAGUUUGGGCAACGCCAGAAUAAGCCUCGCAGGUAAGGAUUACUUUAAUCAGCUGAUAGCUACAGUCAAAGAUAUUAUAUUUACGUAAAUAUAUGUAUAUUCAUAUUUAUCUACCAUUGAAUGUUGGUCGACUAAGUGUUUGGGAUAUAUUCUCUCUCUGGCAGGUACUCGGAGAUGAAUUUCGGCCAGUGA
Messenger RNA from Spirodela intermedia, 5937 nucleotides. The record is from the annotation of a GenBank genome assembly. Lineage: Eukaryota; Viridiplantae; Streptophyta; Magnoliopsida; Alismatales; Araceae.